Messenger RNA from Ylistrum balloti, 2253 nucleotides. Its product is annotated as clathrin heavy chain linker domain-containing protein 1-like. The record is from RefSeq and is a predicted model, not a curated record. The transcript is spliced from 10 exons. The coding region runs from base 76 to 2181 and encodes 701 amino acids. NCBI's taxonomy places the organism in Eukaryota, Metazoa, Mollusca, Bivalvia, Pectinida, Pectinidae.
AUAUAUAUGCGUAGGGAUUUCGCUGUGCAUUUUUAUUCAGGUCAUCUUUGGCAGAUAUUUUCAAACACAUAAAGAAUGUCGUCAAGAUCCUCCACUCCCACCACAAAGUACCCCAAGAUACCACCUAUCAUUACAAAUGAGGUUGACAGGCGUUUCCUUCAGGAUCUCAGUGAGUACAUUGACUAUGAGAUGGCCAGGAUCAAUACUGAAGAAGAUGAACAGCGCUAUAUCAUCUUUAAGACUGUUUUCAAUAGGAUUAUUGAACAUGUGAAGGCUUAUAAACCUCUGCUGACAGCAGUGAAGAAGGAGUAUGAGGACACCAUUGAGGUGAUCAAAUCAGGACAGAGAGAGGCUGUCUUUCUUCAUGGCAAACUCAAGGCUAUGGCCUCAGAACCUUCAACCAUCAGGAAUUACAAAAAAAGAGGAGAUGAAUUAGAGGAAAGGAUUGGUAUCAUUGAAAAAGAUAAUGACAGACUCCAAAAACAGCUGCUGAAUUUAAAAGCCAAACGUAAGGAACAUGAAGAAUUUGAAAGGCAGGUAACUGAGCCACCGAAACGAGAAUUCAGGAAGGAUCAUCGUUUGAUACCUGGGUUAACACUAGAGGAGUCUACAAAUGUGUCGUUGUUGUAUCGAGACUUAGAGAAGCUUGACCGUCAGCUGAAGGAACUAGAUAUCAGUUUAAGAACAAGAUAUGUAGAGAAAUCCUACAAGGUUGAGCUUAAAGAGAAGCUGGAUGAAAAGGUUCUUUAUAGAGAUCAACUUGCCCUCCAAGGUCAACUGUACCGAGCAAAGCAGCAUCGUCUAAAAAUAGCAGUAGAGGCUGCCCAGGCUUACAAUCGAGUGAAACCCCCACAUCAAACUGUGGGUGAUGCUGUUUUCUUUGCACUCUCACAUGCAGCUGGUCUGCAGAUUCAGGAAAAAGGUAACCGUCUGAAUUACAGAUAUAAUGCUGGUGUUGAUUUAACAGAGCUCGCCCCAGACCAGAACCAGGCAGAGGGAAGGGAAGGAUCAGCAGCUGCAGCAUCCAAAUCGUCCUUCGAUGAUGAUGAUCCAAAUAGGGAGAAGGAAGCGGAGAUGAUGCUGGAGUACAUAGAGAAAUUUAAUGAGCUUUUUGAGGAUGGAAAAUAUGAGGAGGCAGCCAUACACGCUGCUAACAGUCCUAAGGGAAUCCUAAGGACAUCUGCCACACUCGCCAAGUUCAGAGAUGUAAAGGUCCAGGUAAACGGUCGGUCACCACUCCUGGCUUUCAGCGAGGCAGUGAUGUCAUCUGUGGGGGCUAUUGGCAUGAAGCCUAAUGAUACACUGUCAUUGGAAUGUGUCGAGUGUGCCCUGGGUGAGAACAGACUUGACCUCUUGUCUCACUGGAUCUCACAGGAAAGACUGACUCUGUCAGAGGAUCUAGGGGAGCGAAUCAGUGCUCACUGUAAGUGUAAGGUGCCUUGUCGGUGCGGGAGUCAAGCUCUUGCCCAGAAUGUGUUCAGCAAGUUGCAGCUCCAUCGCCAGACUGUGGUGUGUCUGCUGAAACAGGGACGCAUUCAUGCUGGCAUGGACUAUGCUCGACACAAGAUGCCAUUCACACGUGAUCAGUUCAUGUCUGUUCUUCGGAUCUGUCCAUCUGUUCAACUGAUGCAUGCUCUUGUGGAAGAGGAUGGUGAUGGUAGCCGAGCCCUGCCAAUUGGUUUGGUGUUACUGGUAGUACUCGAGAAGAACCAGUAUAACCUAGUUCUGCCUUUCAUACAGGACCUACAGAAACGACCAUCAAUUGAUGAUCCACAGAUUAACCAAUUCCAGGCAGCAGUCUUAGAUGACUCCCAUACAACAUCUGUACAGUGGGACAGUCUGGUGGAGCUUUUCCAGGACCAAGGAUAUGAGGAUACUGCCAUGUGUCUCCUUGCUUCCAUAACCGUUCUCAAUGCCAUGAAGAGUGCUUUAUACACUCGACUUGGUGACAUCACACCACAAUCCCCAGAGACAGACUCACCACAGGCUGACUCUACAAAGGGGAUACCAAUUCCCCAAGGUGCCCCUUCCCUGGUGAUCCCACCUUCACAAGUGGCGCCUUCUAACCAAGGAUAUCCACAUGUGGAGAUAACCCCUCCAGAAACUCAGCCCCAGGAGGAACAAUCUCAGCAGGAGCCAGUAGAAGAGAACUCCGUAAAGAAUGAACCCUCGCAAUCUUAAGACAGUAUAAACUUUUGUCAAACAUAUGCUCAAAAAUUCUAAUUUAUGUAUAAAGAAGAGGUUAAAAUAUUG